Messenger RNA from Quercus lobata, 2055 nucleotides. RefSeq lists its product as uncharacterized. The transcript has a single exon. Lineage: Eukaryota; Viridiplantae; Streptophyta; Magnoliopsida; Fagales; Fagaceae. The record is from RefSeq and is a predicted model, not a curated record. Bases 1 to 2055 code for a protein of 684 amino acids.
AUGGAUUAUCUUGAUGAGAUAGCUGAAAACUCUAACACAUGGACUGGACCUAGCCCUAUGGACUCCACUGAUAGGACUAGAACUAACACUACCACUUCUAGUGGAAGUGUUUUCAAGUUGAGGGAAGAUGAUAACAUGAGUGCAAAAAUCAGAAUGUUAACUAAAGAAAUUGAGGCACUCAAAAUGAAAGGAAGUAGGAAUGUUAGUGCUACCUUUAGAGAGGACCCAAUGGAGGUGUGUAAAAUCUGUCAUGAGAUAAACCAUGUUACAAAUGGAUGUGCAUCACUUUCAUCAUUCUUGAAUGUGCCAAAAGAACAAGUACAUGCAUUUAAUUCAUACUGGCCAAAUAAUUCUUCAUAUUCUAACAAUUAUAACCCAAACAUGCGAAACCAUCCGUAUUUGAGUUAUAAGAGUGACAAUGUGUUGAAUCCUCCUGCUCCAAGGAAUUUUAAUUCACCACAUGCAUCAUCAUCAUCUGGAACUUCCUUGGAGGAUGCACUUAGUACUUUCAUUCAAAGGCAAAGUGAGCAAAAUCAAAAGUUUGAAUCCAUGCUCACCAGGCUAGAUGAAGAGGUAAGAGAGAUAAAGAGUCAUAUAACUAGGCUUACAAAUUCAUUGAGUGGGAUAGAGAGAGGGAAGCUUCCUUCCCAAACUCAACCUAAUCCCAUCAAUCAAAAUCUAAAAAUUGGCUCUAAAGAUAAACAUGAGGAAGUAAAAGCUGUAACCAUUUUGAGAAGUGGUAAAGAGAUUGAUAAAAGUUCUCCUUUAGUAACUAAGAAAUCUAAGGAGACCCCAGUUGAAAAAGAGAAGGAUGAAACUGAGUCACUUGGAUUUUGUGAAAUUGAAAAAUGCCCAAUCCCUCCACCAUUUCCACAAGCCUUAAAAUUACCUAGGAAAUUGGACACCACAUCUGAGAUAUUAGAGCAUUUGCAUCAAGUCAAGAUAAAUUUGCCAUUAUUGCAUGUUAUCAAGCAAGUGUCUGCAUAUGCCAAGGUAAUUAAGGACCUAUGCACUAUCAAGAGAAAGCAUCAUGUGAAGAAGACCGCAUUCCUAACAGAACAGGUAAGUGCAGUUAUUCAACAUAAGACCCCACCAAAGUAUAAGGAUCCAGGUUGUCCUAUGAUCUCUUGUACUAUUGGAGAUUACAUCAUGGAGCAUGCAUUGCUAGAUCUUGGGGCAAGUGUUAAUUUGAUCCCAUUUUGUGUAUAUCAAAAACUUGGACUUGAUGAGUUAAAACCUACUUUAGUAACUUUACAGUUGGCUGAUCGCUCUGUAAGGGAACCAAGAGGGAUUGUUGAGGAUGUGUUGGUGAAAAUUAAACAAUUUUAUUAUCCUGUUGAUUUUAUUGUUCUAGAUUACCAACCUAUUUUACAUCCUAAUGUUCAUACCCCUAUUAUUUUGGGUAGACCUUUUCUUGCCACAGCUAAUGCUUUAAUUAAUUGCAGGAAUGGGGGAAUGCAACUCACUUUUGGUUCCAUGACUUUGGAGCUAAACAUAUUUCAUGUGGCUAAACAACCACAUGAGGAUGAUGACUAUGCUUAUGUGAACCUCAUUGGGGUGGUGGUUCAAGAAGAGUUUAAUAAGAAUUGUUUUUUUGAUCUGCUUGAAACUCUUCUUAAUAAUUCUGUUGAUUCUUAUGAUUUAGAAUGUGAUAUUCAUGUAUCUGAAAAUUUUUCUUUCUUGGAUUCCUCACAAGUUUUAGAAGAACAACAAAUGAUGGCAAUUAAUAAAGGGUGGAAGCCUUGCUUUGAGGAGCUACUAGAAAAUGAAAAAAAGCUCGUGCAUUCAAGUGAAGAGGCACCACAGCUGGAGCUUAAGCCGCUGCCUGGUGGUCUUAAAUAUGCAUAUUUAGGCCCAGGUAAGUUAAAACCUAGAUGGGAUGGCCCUUUCAUUGUAAGGGAAGUGUUUAACCAUAGAGUUGUAGUAGUUGAGGACCCUAGAGAUGGUAGGAUUUUGAAAAUAAAUGGACAAAGGUUAAAACCAUUCUUAGGGGGAGUUAUACCAGAGGAGGAGACUAUGUCACUGAAGAUCCCUUCCUAUUGGGAUGCUACAUGA